GUCACUAAAGACAGAACUGCUGAUGGCCAUGCACUGACUGAGGCACGAAAACAGCUGAAGGAGGAGACUCAGCUGCGGCUGGACGUGGAGAAAGAGCUGGAGGCGCAGAUCGGGAUGCGACAGGAGAUGGAACUAGCCAUGAAGAUGCUGGAGAAAGAUGUUUGCGAGAAGCAGGAUGCGCUGGUGGCACUCAGACAGCAACUGGAUGAUCUCAGGGCCCUAAAGCACGAACUGUCUUUCAAGCUGCAGAGUUCAGACAUGGGGGUGAAACAGAAGAGUGAAUUAAACAGCCGUUUGGAGGAAAAAACAAAUCAGAUGGCCGCCACCAUCAAACAACUUGAACAAAGAUUGCGACAGGCGGAGAAGGACCGUCAGUUGGCCCAGCAGGACAACCGUCUCUUCAAGCAGGAGUUUGGGGACAAAAUCAACAGCCUCCAGCUAGAAGUGGAAGAGCUCUCCAGGCAGCGACCGGCUGCAGACGUGGAGGCACGGAGCUUCCUGGUGGCCCAGGGGGACGGGAAGCUCAAAAUCCAGGAAGAAAACGCUAAACUGAAACAGCCACUAAGAGAGGAGAACAGUGUCCUGCCAGACAAGUCCCCGAGCGGCACACAGGAAGAGCAGGAGCAGCUGCUGGAACCUGGAAAUGCCGAGAUCUGCCAGCUCUGCCAGGAAGAAAGCAGCCGAAGCAAAAAGAAGAACAUCUGCAAGAACUGCGGUGGCAUCUUCUGUGAGGCCUGUUCGGCGAACGAGCUGCCCCUCCCAUCCAGUAUCGACCCCCAGCGCGUCUGCAAUCCUUGUCACAAGCAGCUCAUCCAGCAGUAUUCCAACAGUCCCUUGCUCCAGCCUCUGCCCGCCACCACUGGGCGUUACGCCGCCGCCACCGGGCGUUACGCCGGCGAUGGUGCAAGUGCCAGAGAGCAGAACCGCUCCGUCCUGCGGCGCCUGCCGUUCCUCCAGAACGGCCGCUUCCGCCUGUGCGACAGAGAGUCUUUCCACAGAAGAAAGGAAGAGGAAAAAGGAGAAUCACUCCUUCGCUGCAGCUUGCUGCCGUCCCGCUCUCAAACGCGCCGCUGCGUUUCGUUCGGAAUUACCGUCUCUGGUACGGGAACAGCAGACCUGCGCAACGCAAAAGAUCUCGCUGGCAAAGGAAUAAUUCAACGGCACUGGACUCUGGGGAACAAUGGAGAGAGGCAGCCUGUGCUCAGUGACUCGGAUGCGUUACGCUCUCCUCUAGCCGCAAGGCCAACGUCACGCUACAGGGCCAUCUGGAAACCCGCACGCAGGGGGAUCCUUUUGCGCAGGGCGUGA
Messenger RNA from Eurypyga helias (sunbittern), 1308 nucleotides. It is a transcript of the gene RUFY3, whose product is annotated as RUN and FYVE domain containing 3. The annotation marks the transcript as partial. The transcript has 13 exons. Gene Ontology annotation, molecular function: metal ion binding. Gene Ontology annotation, biological process: regulation of axonogenesis. NCBI's taxonomy places the organism in Eukaryota, Metazoa, Chordata, Aves, Eurypygiformes, Eurypygidae. Gene Ontology annotation, cellular component: cytoplasm. The record is from RefSeq and is a predicted model, not a curated record.